CACUAAUAGAAACUGAAACUUUUUCACUUCACUUCCUCUUGUGGCUCGUUUUACAAAAACACCACCAAAACUUACUACCCUCUCACUUUCCACAGUCGCUCAGCUCUGUGUACAGAAAUGGACGGGGCUCAAGGCGGUAAAGCAUAUGGUCUUUUCAAGUCUCAACAGGAAGAAAAACUGAACUCUGUCAAUGAGGUUUUUCUUUCAGACCCCCAAUAUGCAGAAGAGGAAGACCUUGCCUCAAAGCUCGAAAUGUUUAAAAAAAAAUACAUGGAGUUUCAUCUCAAUGACAAAGGAGAAAUUGAUUUAAUGGGGUUAAAACGAAUGCUGGAAAAACUCGGACUGGCCAAGACUCAUUUAGAGCUGAAAAAGAUGAUGUCAGAGGUAAUCGGAGGGACAUCGAAAGACACAAUCAGCUACAGUGACUUCCUUAAUAUGAUGCUGGGAAAAAGAAAUGCAAUACUGAAGCUGAUCUUAAUGUUUGAAGGCAUGGGGGAGGAACGGGAGCAGAAGGAUGUUGGACCACCUUGCCGCAAAACCUUUUCAGACCUGCCCUGAAAGAGCUCUACAUCCUAAAUUGGAAUGACUGUCAUUAUGACUUUUUUGCCCCAGAUUUAAACAACACCUAAAUGCUAUAAAAUCAAUAGGGAACAAAUUAACAUAGUAAAAAAAAUGAUUUUUAUUAAAUGAUGUGAUCUUGUG
Messenger RNA from Scophthalmus maximus (turbot), 702 nucleotides. RefSeq names its product allograft inflammatory factor 1-like. The transcript is spliced from 6 exons. Gene Ontology annotation, biological process: ruffle assembly; actin filament bundle assembly. NCBI's taxonomy places the organism in Eukaryota, Metazoa, Chordata, Actinopteri, Pleuronectiformes, Scophthalmidae. Gene Ontology annotation, cellular component: actin filament; ruffle membrane. The record is from RefSeq and is a predicted model, not a curated record. Bases 118 to 558 code for a protein of 146 amino acids. Gene Ontology annotation, molecular function: calcium ion binding; actin filament binding.